AUGUCUGCCCUAUUAGGUCCGCUGACCUCCUUUAUGGAAACUGUGAAUUCAUUGAAUGCUAAUUAUAAUGCAUUGUCCUAUGAGGAACUAACUGCCAUGGGAUUCGUUCAGAGAUUAAAACUUUACAAUUGGACGUUCGAAAUGUUCUCUGUCGGUAUUGUUCUAUUCAUGUUCAUCACCUAUAGAAUUGGUGUUUCAAUGAAUCUGUCUCGUGCAGACAAGUUUUUCGAUUCAAUCCAUGCUGUUUUGAAGAACAACCUUGGGUUUUCCCGGGUUGGAUUGGCCACCUCAGACCCAAACGGUCGCAAGAUGUAUUUGGACCAACACCUUCACACCUGGUUUACCACUUUCGCAACUGGUCGCUCCUCCAUUUCCAGUGUUAACGUCCAAUUGCAUUUAUUUGGUCGUAACAAUCCUGUCAAUCUGUCAAUUGAUUUCUUAAUUGGGUUCUUCCUUCCAAGCUUGAAGUUCGACCAUUUGGAAGAGUAUUGCGAGGUGAUUCUACAGCCUAACGGGGUCUACGUCGGUAGCGACGAAGCUAAAGUUAACGGGAAUGCCAAUGAACUCUUGGGUAAUUUCAAGUUCACCACUUCCAUCGUCAACAAGUCUGUCAUGACCGAGGUUCGUAACAAAAACUACUUCCUGUCUUUGACGCAUGUGACAGAGAAUGACAAAUUGCCAAGGGAAUACGCUUUCAUGUCUGAGACGAACCAAUUGAACGAUUUUAUCUACAAGUACGCUAAGCCAACCUUCAACGAAGAGGUUCUAGCCAAGGUCACUCACUUGUUAGAAUUCAUAAGUUUCACCGACCUGCCAGCCCAAAAGCCAGAGACGGAACAAGAAUGGAACUCGAAACAGCAGCCACGUUGUGUGAUCCGUUGUAAAGUGCCCACUUCAAAGAAAGACCUUAAGUUAGUCAACGACGUCGUUGUUGCUGCUGUAGAGGUCUUUGACAACUUCACUAAGGACCUUGUCCAGAAAUCUUCCACUGUGUUCAUCACUCCUGAUAUGCUGAAGAAGACCAAGGCCACGCGUCAACAGGAGCUGUCCAAGAUUGUCAAAAAUGCUAAAAAGAUAGCAGCGGAGAAGGCUCUGGAAGAUAAGAAGGAGGCCGAGAAGGAGAAGAGACGUGAAUUGAAGAAAUCGGGCAACCUAGAGAAAAGCGAUCAAAAAAUGAAGGAAAAGAGAGAGAGACGUUUGAGAAACAAACAACGGACCAGAAUGCAGUGA
Molecule: messenger RNA, 1230 nt
Organism: Huiozyma naganishii CBS 8797
Lineage: Eukaryota; Fungi; Ascomycota; Saccharomycetes; Saccharomycetales; Saccharomycetaceae
Exons: 1
Coding region: 1-1230 (409 amino acids)
Biological process (GO): endoplasmic reticulum calcium ion homeostasis
Cellular component (GO): endoplasmic reticulum
Molecular function (GO): calcium ion binding
Source: RefSeq, a predicted model, not a curated record